AUGAAAGUGGUGCUUACAUGCUACCAUGUGCAACUGCGAGCACCCUUAUGCAGGGUUCAUGCUUAUUCAAAUCAGGCCCCCCAUCGUUGCUUAUUGUGUUACAAUCUGCAGGGACUGGUCUUGACAACCCAUAUGAGAGGGACAAUACAACUAUCAACAGACUGUUAGCCCAGGUUCGCAAGGAAAUAGAGGAAACACCGCGAGUAACUAUCGCCGGCCCGAACCCAUCUGUAAGGCAACCUGUCACGACAGGCCGAUGCAGCAAGACGCCCAAUGAGCCAAUGACACUUGUAUCAACAGACCCGACUAUGGUGAUCAGCUGCCAUCGGGCAAACACAGUUCCCAAGCUAGCGUCAAAUCAGUGUUUCGUAGAGAAUGCAUGUCUGGUGAUUCCCCAGCUUACUGACCCCUUUCGGG
Molecule: messenger RNA, 417 nt
Organism: Aspergillus costaricaensis CBS 115574
Lineage: Eukaryota; Fungi; Ascomycota; Eurotiomycetes; Eurotiales; Aspergillaceae
Exons: 1
Source: RefSeq, a predicted model, not a curated record